This is a messenger RNA of Cherax quadricarinatus, 3363 nucleotides long. NCBI's taxonomy places the organism in Eukaryota, Metazoa, Arthropoda, Malacostraca, Decapoda, Parastacidae. The record is from RefSeq and is a predicted model, not a curated record.
AUGGGUGAUUCAUUAAGGAAGAAACUUAAUGGACACAGAUUUAUCAAGGCUGUUACAUCCUGUGGUAGAAAAGUCUUGUACAAGAUUUUCCUCUUGGGGACCCCGGAUAAACCCUCUGACAUGAAGCUCAGACAAUACUUGAUAAACUCACAAAGAGAAAAUGUACUGAAAUUUUUUAACAGCACUCAAAAGAAAAUGAUUGAUGAGAAUGCAGAUGGAUCAAAGUUUGAUGUGUCACUACUGUUUGCCAGCAUCAAAGUAGCGUGUAAGGAUGUAGCUGCAUACCAUGAUCCAGUAUGGUCUACUGCAAGUACUCACAUGGAGUACUAUAUUACUGCUGUUAAGAACAUGAGGAAUGAUUGUCUUCACGGUCAACUUAUAAUUACUGUUAAAGAUUAUCUUGAAAAUAUGACGAAACUACGAGAGUUGUUAACUGGUUGUCUUGAGACAUCUGGAGAGAGGUAUGUGAGAGACCAGAGUGAAGUGCAGCAGGAGAUCCAGCAGAUGAAUGUUGACCUGGAUAACAUCAUGAAGGAAAUUCUUGGAAAGGAAGACUUACUAAAAUUUUGUGGUAUUGAAAUUAAAAGUCUCAUGAUUAAUGACAGUCGUGUCAAACUUAAGGAGAUCUUCCAGAGUAUCAGCUACGUCAACCCGGUGUCUUUUAUCACUAGUAACUUGAAACUUGAAGUUGACAAAAUCUUUGUAGAUAUUGAGGUCAAACAUGGACAACGUGGAGGUCAAGGUCAACAUAUAAGUUAUAAACACCUUCUUAAACUUAUUCAGACUACACAAGUAACAACUUCUACAAGAAGUGCUUCACAACAACAAGGUACAUCUACUCCCCCACAUAUAAUACUGGUUGAAGGUGUGGCUGGCAGUGGCAAGACUACUCUAGUGACGUUAGUAAUAGAUGAAUGGACUAAGGGAGGUCAAGGUAAUAUUAGUGACUUAGAUAAUUACGAGCUUCUACUGUGGGUACAGUGCCGGGACCCAACAAUGACCUGCUACCAGCAACUCCUGGACAGACUGAUGCCAGAAGUUGCUAUAAAAUUCAAGGAUAUUCUUCCGAAACUGAUGAAGCUUUGCAGGAUCUUAAUUAUAAUUGACGGCCUUGAUGAAGACAAUGACAGUUCUAGAAGACUUGUCCAGAGUCUAUUGCAAGAAUUUAAGUACUGUUCUAAUAUUGCUUUUCUGUGCACUUCACGACCAGAAAAAGUUGAGAACUUUAGGAGAACAAUCCCUGCAGAGUAUACUGUGCAACAUGCAACACUGCAUGGUAUAUCUAGGACAAAUGUGGAACAAUUUGUGCGUCUGAACCACCAGGAAAUAACCAAACAAACAGGGAAGAACAGAAAUACUGAAGAACUAGUAACAAAGAUAAGAAAGUUACAAGGACUUCAAGAACACUUAAGACUACCAAUGAACUUGAUUCUUAUGAUAUACAUCUGGGACCAAGACCCUGACCAGCUAAACUUAACAUCUGUCACUCACACGGAGCUAUAUUAUAAUAUUCAUCAACUGUGUAAACACAAGUUAAUACACAGACUGACCAACCAUCAAGAUACAAAGAAUAUGGAUGACAGGAAACUAAAGGUUAACAUUAACAAUGUUUUGAUAACAAUAUACAAGACAGCGCUAGAAAGUCUUUCACGUGAUCAGAUAAACCUUGGGGAAGAAACUGUAGAUAAACUGAUAUCUACCUGUGAUAAACUGUGUUUACCUUAUAAAGAAGUGUUGUCAGCGUUCCUUUGUUUAAGACCAACAUGGACGAUGCUGGGCAUCAAGGAGCAGUACUCAGCUCCUCACAAGGGUAUACAAGACUACUUCGCUGCUCUCUAUAUUGUCAACAUGCUUAACAACCCACAGUAUUCUACACCUACACCUGCCUCAGCUACACAUGCCACACCUGUCACAGUCAGGGGAGUGUUAGAAGACAGCACCAGGUCAGGUGUGGUAGACAUGAACAAGUACCAGAAUGUUCUGAUACAUGUGGCUGGGCUGUUGCACCUGGUACUGGAUCAGGUACCUGAGACAGCUGCACAGGAAGUGGUUCAUCUCCUACAAGAGUCUGGUGUGAGAGACAACAACGAGUGGCUCGACCUCCUUGACAACACUAACAUGUCUCCAGUAAUUGUCAGAAAAAUAUCUGGCGUGUUUGACACUGGAGAAACAAUUGACGUACGUAAUGAAUGUGUGAGAAGCUACGCUGCUCUCCUGCCACACCUCAGCUGCUGCGAGGUGAGGUUUGAUAUCCAUGGUGACCAGCCUCACCUGCUUCACCUGCUGGCUGCCCUCACCCACCACCACUGUACACACCUGCAACUGUGGCACCACUACGAACAUGCUGACACUACCAACACUUCAGACAACAUUCUACAACUUCUACCACAUCGUCUUCUGCCCCAGUCUUCUGCCGCACAUUCUUUGCGCACACCUUCGCGCACAGUUUUCUGCUGCACAUUUUCUGCCGCACAGUCUUCUCCCGCAAGUCUUCUGCGCACAGUCUUCUGCUGCACAGCCUUUCUGCACAUUUUCGCUCACAGUCUUCUGCUACACAUUUUCUGCUGCCAGUCUUCUGCUACCCCAGUCUUCUGCUACCUCUUCUGCCGCACAUCUUCUGCCGCACAUCUUUGCUGCAAAGCCUUCUUUGCACAGUGUUUUGGGGCACAGUCUUCUGCCCGCACAGUCAUCUGCCGCACGCCUUCUGUGCCACCUUCUGCUGCCAGUCAUCUGUGCAAAGCCUUCUGCUCACGCCUUCUUUUUGCACACCUUCUGCUACACAGCUUCUGCUACACAUCUUCUGCGCACAGUCUUCUGCUCACAGUCUUCUGCUACACAGUCUUCUGCUACACAGUUUCUGCUCACAGUUUUGUGCUACACAGUCUUUGCUACACAGUCUUUGCUGCACAGUCUUCUGGCAAGUCUUCUGCUACACAGUCUUUUACACAGUCUUUGCCGCACAGUCUUCUCUGCACAUUUUCUGCGCAAACCUUCUGCGCACGCCUUCUGCUGCCAGCCUUCGCGCACAGUCUUCUGCCUGCCAGUUUUCUGCCGCACAGCUUCGCCGCCCAGUUUUCUGCUUCACAGCUUCUGCUGCACACCCUUUGUGCCGGUCUUCUGCUACACAUCUUUGUACACAGUUUUCUGCUGCCAGCCCUUCUGCUGCACAGUCUUCUGUACACAGUCCUCCACAGCUUCUGCUGCACAGUUUCUGCACACAGUUUCUUACCAGUCUUUGUACACGUCUUCUGCUGCACAGUCUUUGCUGCACAGUCUUCUUCUGCACAGUUUUCUGCUACCAGUCUGCUGCACAGUUUUCGCUGCACAGUCUUCUGCUACACAGUCUUCUGUGCAAGUCUUUGA